Folsomia candida is the source of this 2472-nucleotide messenger RNA. RefSeq names its product heat shock protein 75 kDa, mitochondrial (gene Trap1). Gene Ontology annotation, molecular function: ATP binding; ATP hydrolysis activity; ATP-dependent protein folding chaperone. Gene Ontology annotation, biological process: protein folding. The transcript is spliced from 15 exons. Bases 155 to 2353 code for a protein of 732 amino acids. Lineage: Eukaryota; Metazoa; Arthropoda; Collembola; Entomobryomorpha; Isotomidae. Gene Ontology annotation, cellular component: mitochondrial inner membrane. The record is from RefSeq and is a predicted model, not a curated record.
GACAGUAUUGAAGACAAAUGAAUGACAGAGAGUGGCGAGAAAGAUUUGCACGCGGGAGGAUUGGUGAGCAUGUCAAUAAUGUUUUCGCCGGAGUGUGACUAGUGUGAGAAGUAAAAAAAAUUGCACACGUUCUAAAAAGUGAAAAGACAAAACAAUGUUGUCCACGGUCGCUGUAACCGGCAGGCGAGCAUUGUCCCAAAGUGGUCGACGAACCUUCUACUCAACAAAUUCAUUGAGGAAUUUGAGGAAUUCUGUGGCUCUUGGUUCAAGGGGACCUGCAUCAGUGAGGUUGCUCUCAUCAGCUAAACGCCUUUCACAUGGUAGCUGUUAUCCUGCCUUGUCGUCGUGGCAAAAGUCUUUUAGCUCCUCGUCGGCACAUGCUAAUGCGCCAGAGGAGUCGGAGCAGCAGGAUAAGCCUACCCCGGAGAGUUCUGACUAUCACAAUAUUAUUAAAAAUGAGGAAAAGGCAACCGGAAAUGCUGAAAAACGUGAGUUCCAGGCAGAAACGAAGAUGCUCUUGGAUAUCGUGGCGAAAUCUCUGUAUUCCGAAUCAGAGAUUUUCAUCCGUGAAUUAAUCUCAAAUGCUAGCGACGCGUUAGAAAAAUUCCGAUACUUAAGCAUGUCGGAUGGUAGUAUGGAGAAUUCAGACAGGGCGUUAGAAAUACAUUUGGCGACUGAUAAACAUAAUAGAACGUUGACUUUUCAGGAUACAGGAGUGGGAAUGACAAAGGAGGAACUAAUAGAUAAUUUGGGAACUAUUGCGAAAUCAGGAUCAAAAGCCUUCCUCGAGCAGCUGCAACAAUCUAAAGGUGCAAAUACAAUGGACUCAGGUUCCAUCAUUGGGCAAUUCGGCGUAGGAUUUUACUCUGCCUUCAUGGUUGCGAAUAAUGUUGAAGUAUUUACAAAAUCUUCAAAACCUGGAUCUAUUGGUUAUAAAUGGGCAUCGGAUGGAACUGGAGAGUAUCUUCUUCAAGAAGCUGACCUUGUUCAACCUGGCACUAAAAUUGUCCUUCACUUGAAGACGGACGAUAGGCAUUUCAGCGACGAAGAGACAGUUUUAUCUGUUGUAAAAAAAUACAGCAACUUUGUAGGCAAUCCUAUAUUUUUAAAUGGACGACAAAUUAAUACCGUACAGGCAUUAUGGUUGAUGGAUCCCAAAAAAGUGACACCUGAAAUGCAUGAUGAAUUCUACCAUUUCAUUGGUGGUGCUUAUGACCGACCACGAUUCGUGCUGCAUUUUAAUACCGACGUCCCUUUAAGUUUGCGAUGCGUCUUGUAUGUUCCUGAAGGCAAACCAGGAUUGUUCGAAAUGAGUAAAGAUGCAAAAGUUGGAGUCAGUUUAUACUGUCGGAAGAUUAUGAUUAAGAACAAAGCUGAUAACAUAUUUCCAAACUGGUUGCGGUUUAUGAAAGGAGUAGUGGAUUCUGAAGAUAUUCCGUUAAAUUUGUCAAGAGAGAUUUUGCAAGACGGUUCUUUGAUUAGAAAAUUGAGGACGGUCGUUAUAAAUAAAAUUGUUCGGUUCUUAUAUGAAAAGUCUCAAAAGGAGCCGGAAUCAUAUGCAAAAUUCCACAGCGAAUACUCCAUAUUUCUAAAGGAAGGAAUUAUUGUAGAACCAGAACAAGUUUUAAAAGAAGAAAUUGCCAAGUUGAUAAAGUUUGAGUCAUCUGCCAAGCCUGCCCAAGAACUUGUCAGCCUUCCAGAAUAUAUUAAUCGAAUGCAACCAGCUCAGAAAGAUAUAUAUUAUCUUGCAGCUCCAAGCCGAGAACUAGCUGAACGUUCUCCUUACUUUGAAGCCUUGAAAGAGAAAAACGUAGAAGUACUAUUCUGCUUCCAGCCCUACGACGAGAUGGUUAUCUUACAACUCCGUCAAUUCGAUCGAAAACCUUUGACUUCAGUGGAAAAGGAGAUGAGACAAAUGAAAGAUGAUGUGAACUUGGAUUCCUUACCUCUUGGUACACUGGAUAAAAGUGGAGCAGAGAGCUUGUUAUCCUGGCUGACAAGCACUCUCAAGGGCCGGGCACAUUCUGUGAAAUUUACUCAAAAACUGGAAAAUCACGCUUGCUUAGUUUCAGUUGAGGAAAUGGCUGCGGCACGACACUUUGUGAAGACACAGUUUGCAACAAUGACACCUGAAGCUCGAUACUCUAUCCUGCAACCUCGUUUCGAAAUCAACGUCAAACAUCCCCUGAUACAAAAAUUAGGCAAGAUUAAAGACUCGGAUCCUGAGUUAGCACGCAUGGUAGCGGACCAGUUAUUUUCAAACGCAAUGGUGACUGCAGGGUUAGAAGACGACCCACGACUUAUCGUUAAUAACUUGACACAACUUCUUACUAAAGCGUUGGAAAAACAUUAGGAGGAGGCGUUUAUUUAGCGUAGCGUUUUAAAUUUAAAUCAUUAUUAUAUUUAUACCGUAGAAAUUCUAUAGUUUAACAAAGCUAAAUAAAAAGCUGUAUACUUUACUAUUAACAUGAA